AUGGAUAAGCUUUGCGGAUCGUCGUUUUGGGAAAGCUCGUUAUCGUGGUACACGAAUGAUUCCGCUCCAGAUGUUACUAUCUGCUUCCAACAAACGGCGAUCGCAUGGCUUCCUGCUUUGUUCAUAGGGCUCGUUACUCCGCUGGAGCUCAAGACCCUACGUUCGCUCUUCUCGCAGCCUGCCAAGCCUGCCAUUCCCUGGACCUGGCUGAGUUUAGGCAGGACGGCGUUGAACGUAGCUAUACUCGUAGUAUGUCUUCUCGAAUUUUCUAUCGUAAUGCUGGGGUAUGAAGAUCCCGAGAACGAAGAUAAGAAGGUUCCGCUCGUUUACAUUAUAACCCCACUCGUCAAAUCGACAGCCGUGUUUCUCGUCCUACUCAUCAUGAUGGCCGGAAGGAAAAUAGGCCGACGCAACACUGGCGGGCCUGUUUGGUUAUUCUGGUUCAUUUCAUUUGUGUGCGGCUGUAUCACGUAUCAAACACUAAUCAGAUCUUCUAAAACUGGCCACAUUUUUACUUACGGUCCAACGGCUUUCCGAACUGACAGUGGCCUGCUGGACAUUGUUGUGUCCUUUUUUACGGUUUACUUCUAUUUGACCACAGCUAACCUCAUGCUCCUUAGCUUCGUCGACCCAGCGCCGAUUCGAGAGGACGAAGACACUCCUGAAGAUGAACUCCAAAAAUACAGACCAGAUAAAAUCGCUUCGUUUCCGUCACAGUUACUUUUUUCGUGGGUGACGCCACUCAUGUACAAGUCAUUGAGCGAACCUAUUAAGCUCAAUGACUUGCCCCACAUUGACGAGGAGCUCCUAAUACAAAAUGCUUUUAUGGAGUUCAAUGAGCGCCAUGUUCGAGACAAAUUCGGAAACCGAAUCGAAAUGAAAGAGCGGGGCGUCGUUGGGGCUCUCUGGCGAACAUUUGGGGGGCUCAUUCUAAAAGGGUUGUGUUUUAGCCUUGUCAUUGACCUAUUCCAAUUCACACAACCUCUUCUACUCGACGCAAUGAUAACCUCAGCGGACUUAGCGAAAGCUGGCCAAGCUACGUUUGAAACGUCCUGGAAGGGGGUCUUCUACGCGACACUGAUGUUUGGUGCGGUCUCUAUUCAAACAAUUACCAUCUCCUAUUAUAUUUACCAUAUGCAGAAUAUCGCGAUUCGUGUGCAAGCGGCUUUGAUGUCCGCUGUAUACAGACACGUGUGA
Varroa destructor (honeybee mite) is the source of this 1197-nucleotide messenger RNA. Its product is annotated as ATP-binding cassette sub-family C member 3-like. The record is from RefSeq and is a predicted model, not a curated record. NCBI's taxonomy places the organism in Eukaryota, Metazoa, Arthropoda, Arachnida, Mesostigmata, Varroidae.